Molecule: messenger RNA, 2593 nt
Organism: Artibeus jamaicensis (Jamaican fruit-eating bat)
Lineage: Eukaryota; Metazoa; Chordata; Mammalia; Chiroptera; Phyllostomidae
Gene: CHKB
Product: choline kinase beta
Exons: 11
Coding region: 1199-2386 (395 amino acids)
Biological process (GO): CDP-choline pathway; phosphatidylethanolamine biosynthetic process
Cellular component (GO): cytoplasm
Molecular function (GO): ethanolamine kinase activity; choline kinase activity
Source: RefSeq, a predicted model, not a curated record
AUGCUUCAGGCACCCCAUACCACGUCAGCUCAGAUCUGUACCUAACAGCCCCUGAAAGGUCUGGAUAGUCCUUUUUCAAAGGAGACCACUUUAAGUAGUUACUUGAAGUGGCUCUAGGUCCCUUUGGGGAAGAACUAAAGGGGAAUAUUUUUUAAUGUACUUAUGGUGAUAUCGUAGGACCCUUCUCUUUCAACCAGUGAGCUUCAGGUCUCAGGACUGGCUUGGAUUCACAAAGAGCGAGGUUUAUCGUGGUUUUCCACGGUAGCAACUGAUCUUCCCCUUCUGGUCACCAACUCUGCAUUUCUUUCUGAUUAUUCAAAUCAAACCACUCAUCAGCUGCCCAUCUAUUCACCGCGCCCCCUACCCCCGCACCAAAACCCCACGGCCCAACAGGCCUGUCAUGGCUCCCUGGGGCUGCCCCUGAAGUUGGGGACAACAGGGGAGGCCAAGGGGUCAAGGGGACGGGACGCAGACCUAGGUGUCUGCUGCAGGUGCGAGCCGUGGUUUCGGGCAGUACAAGAACCUCCUCUCAGAGGUGCCCUUCCUCUGACACGGGGCCCAGCAGUGAUUGGGAAUUUAAGACACUUAGCGCCGUUGGAGUUGGUUUCAUUCACAUCCGGUUUUUAUACGGCACCUACCAGGCACCACGCACACCCCAAGUGUGACCCACGUUCGGGACAGCCACACUCACACGAUGGCUCUCUUCCUGCGGAUUGCCCCUGUGAGCCACCGCCCGCAUGGCCCGGUCCUCUGGGCACCCGGAGAGCGCUCGGCUUCCCCGCCACACCUGCCCCUAGAGCAAACCCACCGCUACGCUCCGGGCACUGGACUGCGCGCUCCAGAGACACUUCACCCUCCCCUACAAGACUGGCCAACACGACCCGCCAAUGGCAGGGUGCCCUGACGCUCACAAAGCUUCUGAUUGGCGCACGCCGCUUCCUGUCUUUCCAGCGGCCCCGCCCACAGGGCGAGCCAGCGGGGGCGGGGCACAGCGGGGACGCCCAGGAUUAGGUUCCCGGACGGGCUUCGGACUAGGGCCUAGGACGGGGCCCAGUGGCACCGUAAAGAGCCGGACAGAGCCGGAGAGACCCGAGUCCCACCGGAGUAGCGCAGGCGGGCCGGAAGUACAGCCGAGCGCAGUCGAGCACGCGUGAAGUGGGCUGAGCGCGUUGGGCGUUGGGCCCCGGCGAGCCCAGGCAUGGCGGCCGAAGGCACGGCUCUGGUCGGAGGCGGGACUGUCGGCGGCCGCCUCGCCAAGGACAGCUUGCGGCAGUCUAUGUGCCCGGAAGGGAUCCCGAACCGGCGGCGCGGCUCGGCGCAGUCGCGUGAGGCCGAGCGCCGAGCCUACCAGUGGUGCCGAGAAUACCUAGGUGGUGCCUGGCGCCGCGUCCGGCCGGAGGAGCUGAGGGUUGACCCCGUGAGCGGGGGCCUCAGCAACCUGCUCUUCCGUUGCGCGCUGCCGGACCAUGUGCCCAGCGUUGGCGAGGAGCCCCGGGAGGUGCUGCUGCGGCUGUAUGGGGCCAUCCUGCAGGGCGUGGACUCCUUGGUCCUGGAAAGUGUGAUGUUCGCCAUCCUCGCAGAGCGGUCCCUGGGGCCCCAGCUCUACGGAGUCUUUCCGGAGGGCCGCCUGGAACAGUACAUCCCAAGCCGGCCACUGAAAACGGGAGACCUUCGAGAGCCCGUGUUGUCAGCAGCCAUCGCCACGAAGAUGGCCCGGUUCCAUGGCAUGGAGAUGCCCUUCACUAAGGAGCCCCGCUGGCUGUUUGGGACCAUGGAGAGGUACCUAAAGCAGAUCCUGGACCUGCCCCCCACCGGCUGCCCCCAGGUGAACUUGCUGGAGAUGUACAGCCUCAAGGAGGAGAUGGGCAACCUCAGGAAGUUGCUGGCCUCCACCCCGUCACCAGUGGUCUUCUGUCACAACGACAUCCAGGAAGGUAACAUCUUGUUGCUCUCAGAGCCAGAAAAUGCUGACAGCAUCAUGUUGGUCGACUUUGAGUACAGCAGCUACAACUACAGGGGCUUUGACAUAGGGAACCAUUUUUGUGAGUGGAUUUAUGAUUACACUCACGAGGAGUGGCCUUUCUACAAAGCACAACCCGCAGACUACCCCACCCGGGGACAGCAGCUCCAUUUUAUUCGCCAUUAUCUGGCAGAGGUAAAGAAAGGUGAGAUUAUCUCCCAAGAGGACCAGAAGAAACUGGAAGAAGAUUUGCUGGUAGAGGCUAAUCGGUACGCUCUGGCCUCCCAUUUCUUUUGGGGUCUCUGGUCCACCCUGCAGGCAUCCAUGUCCACCAUAGAGUUCGGUUACCUGGAGUACGCCCAGUCUCGGUUCCAGUUGUACUUCCAGCAGAAGGGGCAGCUGACCAGCCUCCACCCCCCAUCCUGACUCUUCACCCCCCAGCUCCUUGGAUGUUCCCAGUCUCCAGGGCGGGACCUUGGAGGGAAGGGCCAAAAGCAGGAGGCCCUUCAGACUGGGCUGAGCCCCCUGGGUGGCAGGUUGAGGUGGCUGACCUCUCGCCCAGUUGGAGCAGGUCCCCAUGGGCGGGAGACCGUGGACUGUGCACCCUGAAACAAUAAAGGACCUUCUUUCACA